UUGAAAUGGUAUCUUGGUGAGCGAGUGUUUACAAAUUGAGGAGAUCAAAGUACUUUGUUGACUAUUUAUGGUGUUUGACUUUUAACAUUUUCUCAGUGUUCGAAUAUAUUUUUUCAAAAUUGACAGUUAUUUUGUAUAAUCGAGCGAAAAAUGAAAAGUCGCAGAGACGUAGUUAGUGUAAAGGAGGAACCGGAAGAUAGUUAGUCAGAUGCAGGUGACGAUACUAAUUUCGAUUCCAUGGACUUUUACCAAGUCAAAAACUAUGGAACAUCCCCACAUGUUAACAGAUCGGUAAAUUACAUGAAUGAGGAUAUUGUCUCGAACCAGAAGUUGGAUGAAAGUAUAUCCAUUGAAUUUGAAUGCCAAGAUGUAAAGCUUGAACCUCCAUCUCCAUUGAAAAGCAUCUGCACAUCUGAUUAUGAAAGUUGCUUACCUAUCGUGAAAUUAGAAAACGGAAAUCAGACAGAUGACACAAGUGGAAAAAAAUAUAUUGAUUUUAAUAGCAAACAUUUCGAAAAUCAGAAGAUGAGUCAUUCACCUAGAGUGAACGCAGAAAACAAGAAACAAACGAAUCACUUGAAUGGGAAAAGCCUAAUAAUUUUGAUUAAAAAAAAUUUUGAUUUUCGUAAUAAUUGUCUACUUCAAGAGAACUCUCAAUUGCAACUUGACGAACUCAAGGAUGUGAAAAUAGUUGAAAAAAGAACACAUACUAAAUUAUCGCAUAAUUAUAAAGUAUGUAAAAAAACGUACAACAAAGAAGCGAGUCUAAAAAGACACAGCAGUACAAAAAAUAGUAGAUGUAGACUAUUCGAAAGUCGUAAUGGUCACAAGUUAUAUGGUCAAAAUACCCUCCGAAAGCACAUGAUGACGAAUCGAUUCGAAUGUGAUAUUUGCCACAAAUCAUUUACAAGUAAUCGUCAUCUUAAAAAUCACAUAAAUGAGGUACAUAAUCACAGCAAACCAUACGAAUGUAAUAUUUGUAGCAAGUCAAUUUGGUCGCAUUGCAACUCUCAAAAGGCGUACAAUUACAGUACACGAUCGCCAAAAACCAUUCGAAUGUGAUAUUUGUCACAAAUCGUUUGCAAGUAAUCGUCAUCUUAAAAAUCACAUAAAUGAGAUACAUAAUCACAGAAAACCAUACGAAUGUAAUAUUUGUAGCAAGUCAUUUGGUCGCAUUGCAACUCUCAAAAG
Molecule: messenger RNA, 1191 nt
Organism: Trichogramma pretiosum
Lineage: Eukaryota; Metazoa; Arthropoda; Insecta; Hymenoptera; Trichogrammatidae
Product: zinc finger protein 62-like
Exons: 3
Coding region: 238-1062 (274 amino acids)
Biological process (GO): regulation of transcription by RNA polymerase II
Cellular component (GO): nucleus
Molecular function (GO): RNA polymerase II transcription regulatory region sequence-specific DNA binding; DNA-binding transcription factor activity, RNA polymerase II-specific
Source: RefSeq, a predicted model, not a curated record